Messenger RNA from Angiostrongylus costaricensis, 900 nucleotides. NCBI's taxonomy places the organism in Eukaryota, Metazoa, Nematoda, Chromadorea, Rhabditida, Metastrongylidae. The record is from the annotation of a GenBank genome assembly.
AUGAGCCAAAAUUGUCAAAAGAAGUCUCUUCGUACAUUAGCUCUUGCCUCAGUCGCAUUAGCAACAGUUAGUGUACUCUCAUGUAUUAUAAGCAUUCCACUUGUAUACAGUCACGUUCAAUCUGUCCAGUCUUAUAUGCAAAAUGAGGUCGACUUCUGUAAGACUCGUUCGCGUGAAAUGUGGCGUGAAAUGGUCACAGUGCAAUUCACAUUCACAGGAAAGGUUAAUCGACGAGUGCGACGUGAGUCCUAUGAUGCUCAGCCAGUGGACAAUCACGCACAUCCGUCAGCAGCAGGGGGCUCAUGUUGCACAUGUCAGGUUGGCCCGCCCGGUCCGCCAGGCCCUCCUGGUCGAGAUGGCAGGCCUGGUGCCCCAGGAAGACCAGGAAACCCUGGCCCACCAGGAAGGGACGGUUCUCUUCUUCCAGGACCGCCACCGAAACCUCCUUGUCAGAAAUGUCCACCUGGUCCGCCCGGUCCACCAGGACCACCUGGACCGAAGGGUCUACCAGGCCCACAAGGAGACCCAGGCACUCCAGGCCAUGAUGGAAUCCCAGGACUACCAGGACCACCAGGGCCUCCAGGUCCACAAGGACCGCCCGGUAUUCCUGGAGAGAAAGGACCACCAGGUGAGCCAGGAAAGGUGAUCAAUGGUGCACCACCGGGCCCUCCUGGACCACCGGGACCGCCAGGACCACAAGGACCAAUUGGGCCUCCUGGAAAAGACGGGCAAGCCGGAAGACCAGGCCCGCCAGGUCCACCUGGAGAUCCUGGAGAGAAGGGUGCCGAUGGGCUGCCUGGACCACAUGGACCACCUGGCCCUCGCGGACCACCAGGACAGCCUGGUUCCUGCGAUCACUGCCCACCUCCAAGAAGUGGUCCUGGAUACGGGAGACUAUAA